AAUACCAGGAAGUGGUGCAGUGCACUGUUUUUCAAUGAGAAAAUGAGCUCACUUGUAGAUAUACUGCAAACUUAAGUGUUUUAAUCAGAUCUUUUAUAUUCUGGCAACAGGACAGUUAACUAAUUAACCGCGACUGCAUGAGUUUUAUAAUAGUGUUAGCUUUCACAUGCAUUUUGCUUGCCUUUUGUAGACAAACUUUAACUUCCAGCAAGUCAAACAUCCGUCUUAGCAUCAUGAGACACUUUGCUCAUCCAGCUGCUUUGGCUUAUUCCAUGACAACGUUUGGUGCUGGAAUGAUGAACAGCCUUUUUAGUUUCUACUAUGUAAAGCUAUUCUUAAAUAAGUACAAAAUAUCAGAGACAGCCUUCCAUCAAUCACAGGUUGUCUUUAUGAUCUGGAAUGCACUGAAUGACCCCUUGUUUGGAUAUUUGCAAGACAACUCACGUAUGGAGUGUUGCUCAAGACGAAGGCUCUCCAUUUUAUACGGAGCCCCGCUGUACUGUCUGGCUUUCUUGUUAGCGUGGUUCCCGUGGAGGACGUACGAGCCAGACGACUGGCUGAGUGGCGCCCACCUCAUGGUGACUCUCUGCGCUUUUGACGGCAUGCUCACAUUCGUGCUGUUAGCCCAGUGCGCUCUCUUCGCAGAAAUCUCCGGACACCAUCAGAACAGACUGAGGCUGAUUAAAUACAGCCAGGUGGCGUCUCUAAUGGGCUCCUCUAGUGUGCUGUUCUGUGGUCUCAUUUCCGAAAACAUGGACAACUUUGCUGCCUUCCAGGGCUUCAGUGUGGUUGUGGCCAUAUUGGCCUGUGUUUGCAUGCUGUACACGGGCUUGAACAGCGAGAGUCGAUUUGAUAGUAAAACCUCUGAAGAAGGUUCCCAGAGUCCUGAGAAACCGCCGCUCUCGGUGUCUUCCGUGAUGUCCAUGACCUGGCAGAUCCUUACCAACAGAGACUUCCAGCUGUUUGUAAUCAUGAACUUUUUCCAGGUGUUCAUGGUGACGUUCUGCAAUAACUUCACCAUGAUUUUUGCAGAGCACCUCAUUCCUCAGGAUGUCCUGCCGUCACUUGCCAAGAGCGUCAUGUAUGGAGCUGGAUUCAUCUGCCCUCAGUUGUUGGUUUUGUGCAGCCAGAAUCUUCUCCAUAAGUUUGGCUACUACAGACUCAUUCUGAUCACCUUCUAUGUGGAGGCCGGAGCUGCUGUAUUCAUGUUACUCUUGGGUUCCGGCAGCUACUAUUUCCUUGCAUUGUUCCUUACUUCCAACAUGGUCUUGGUUCAGGCGGCCUUCAGUCUCUUCAAUUUGCCUCUGGCUGAUAUCAUCGACUCUGACUUGCAGAAAUACAAACGGAGCUCUCCUCUCUCGUCCAUGGUUUUUGGGACCAACGCUCUUUUCACGAAGCCGGCACAGUCUCUGGCUCCUAUGCUGGUCGUGUCCAUUCUAAACCAAUAUGGCUAUGCAGAAAUGAAAGAUGUUGGGAAGGCUGCAGAUCCAGUUGCUCUUCAGUCCCUGCACAGUGUCAUGUUUUACCUGGUGUGUGUGGUGCCGUUGUGUGUCACAGCCCUGCAGGUGCUCGCGUGGAGGCCGUUCUCUAUACGAGACAGUCAUACAAUGGACUCAAAGUACAUCGAUGGGUGAAAUUAGCUCACUUUAUUCCAUUUGUAUGUGUUCACUGUAGCAGUUGAUUUAUAUUUGAUUUGGUUGUUAAAAAUAAAGUGAAAAAGGGUACCGUACUGUAGCAAGAAAGGGAAUUUCUAGAUGAAUGAAGUAAUGUAAAGCAGACUUGUGUCUUUGGUGGUUGUUGGUUCUUUAUAUUUACUGUUUAAAGAAUGUGCUCAGAUCACAUAACACAAAUCAGAUCUUCAGAGGUUUGCUGUCUGCACAUAAUCCCACUUAUUCCACUCUAUACAUAAUAAAUAAUGUAUGUAAAACAUAGGUUUGAGUGUAAAUUAUUUGAUUAUGUGUGAGGAGAGAGAGCAUGGAGUGGAAUGCUGUGGCCAAUCAGAAUCAAGUAAUUCAAAGAGUUGUGUAAUAAGUUUCUUACACUGCCCUCCAAAAGUUUGGAAACGCCCGAGAUAAGUGGGGUUUUGGAUCCUGAAUAUUGGUAUGAAUCCUUUUUUACUUUGUGCUGAUAAGGGACAACACAAACUACGAAAACAUAUUUUAUUACAUAAACAGUUUUGCAUAGAAAAAACUUCAAUUUUCGAUUCAUCAAAAUAUCCAGCAUUAGCGGCUAUUUCAGCUCUGCAUAAUCUGGGCCUAAAUUCAUUGUAUUCUAAACUUAACUGGCAAUCAAUUGUUGAAGCUAUUAAGGUGUGCUGACCCAAAAAUCUUUUAAAAACCCGGGUUUAAACCAGUAACCAGGCAUCACAGCUGUCUGACUUUGACAUGUGUAUAUUGCCAUUAUUAUGUCAUCAGAAUGAAAAUUAUUAUUGCUGGUAUUCAGUGAUAAUGUCAAGUUACUUUAAUGUAUUUGCACCAAAAAAUGAUAAGGAUUUAUGCUGAUAUCGUCCAAAACCACACUUUGCCAGGGGUGUUUCCAAACCUUUGGAGGGCAGUGUAUCUAUGUGACACAUUCUCCUCAUUACUACAGCACUGAUGCCAAGUUACAGUACAAACUAAGCUUUGUGAUUAUUGUAGUUACUGAUAAAGGACCAAUCAAAUUUUAAAAGACACUGAGAUUAAUUAAAUUAACAGUAAGCUAUUAAAGGUAUAAUGUAUUCUUUCCUGUGGAUUUACACAGAACCUUAAUUUUGUAUAUAUUUGUAAAUUUCUUAGUGGGAAAAGUUUUGUGGUUGUUACUUGUUAUUUUUCUAUGUCAAUAAACUUGAU
This is a messenger RNA of Labeo rohita (rohu), 2828 nucleotides long. It is a transcript of the gene mfsd13al, whose product is annotated as major facilitator superfamily domain containing 13a-like. Lineage: Eukaryota; Metazoa; Chordata; Actinopteri; Cypriniformes; Cyprinidae. Bases 138 to 1634 code for a protein of 498 amino acids. The record is from RefSeq and is a predicted model, not a curated record. The transcript has 6 exons.